AUGCUCCCUGGGAGCCCGCAGCCUCAGCUUAGCGGGAGCGACUGGAACUCCCGGGGCCCCGCCGGCGACUGCGGGGGGGGGGGGGGGGCGGGAGCAGCGAGGUCCACAGCGGGAGACCUCCAGAGGCUCGGAGCGAGGGAGACGGAACUCUCCCAGCUCCUCUUCCUCUUAAAGGACGGAAACCUUGUCCAAGCAGCAGCAGCAGCAGCAGCAGCGGAACCGACGAAGGUAUUUGAGAGCUCAGGAGCGAGCCCCCCAGGAGGGGUCCCGAGCGGCAGGGCGGGUGUGGGCCGGGGCGCAACAGGCGACCCGUCCCGCAAGGACUCGGAGACUCCGACCUUGGGCAGAGAACCCUCGGGCGCCCGCGGCUCGCCUUCGGAGUCACGCGGCUCAGCUCUAGAAUUCCCCUCCAGAACAGACGCCGAGCGCAGCUCCUGCACCCAAGGCCGUGCACCCGCGCCCCAGAGGCACCUGCGCUUGCAGGGGGGCGCUGCAGCCACGAUGAAUGCAGUCACCAUGAAUAAGGAGGCUGGCGGAAAGGAGCUCGCGGGACCCUCCAGUCUGAUCCCGUACCUUCUACAGGCGGCCAACAGCAGCGGCAACGCGUCGCUGCGGCUCCAGGACCAGGGCUGGGAGCUGGGGCUGGAGCUGCCCGACGGCGCGGCGCCCGGGCCUCCGCGGGGCCCCGGCGGGGCCGGCAGCGCGGACACCGAGGCCCGAGUGCGGAUGCUCAUCAGCGCCGUGUACUGGGUGGUCUGCGCCCUGGGGCUGACGGGCAACCUGCUGGUGCUCUACCUAAUGAAGAGGCAGCAGGGGUGGCGCAAGUCCUCCAUCAACCUCUUUGUCACCAACCUGGCGCUGACGGACUUCCAGUUCGUGCUCACUCUGCCCUUCUGGGCCGUAGAAAACGCUCUCGACUUCAGAUGGCCCUUCGGCAAGGCCAUGUGUAAGAUCGUGUCGGUGGUGACGUCCAUGAACAUGUACGCCAGCGUCUUCUUCCUCACCUCCAUGAGCGUGGCGCGCUACCACUCGGUGGCCUCGGCUCUCAAGAGCCGCGGGCCCCGAGGGCACGGCCGGGGCGCCUGCUGCUGCGGCCCGAGCCUGGGGCACGGCUGCGGCUUCUCGGCCAAAGCGCUGUGCGCGCUGCUCUGGGCGUGCGCCGCGCUGGCCUCGCUGCCCAACGCCGCCUUCUCCACCACCGUCAGGGUGAUGGGCGACGAGCUGUGCCUGGUGCGCUUCCCCGACAGGCUGCUGGGCGGGGACAGACAGGUGUGGCUGGGCCUCUACCACCUGCAGAAGGUGCUGCUGGGCUUCGUGCUUCCGCUGUUCACCAUCAGCCUGUGCUACCUGCUGCUGCUGCGCCUCGUCUCCGCCCGCCGCGUGGCUGGGGCCGAAGGAGGGGCCCCGGCGGCGGGGGGCGGCCUGGCCGCAGCCAGCGCCCGCAGACGGUCCAAGGUCACUAGGUCAGUGACCCUCGUGGUCCUCUCCUUCUUCCUGUGUUGGCUGCCCAACCAGGCGCUCACCACCUGGAGCCUCCUCAUCAAGUUCAACGCGGUGCCCUUCAGCCAAGAGUUCUUCCUGUGCCAGGUGUACGCGUUCCCGGUGAGCGUGUGCCUGGCGCACUCCAACAGCUGCCUCAACCCCGUCCUCUACUGCCUGGCGCGCCGCGAGUUCCGCCAAGCGCUCAAGAGUCUGCUCUGGCGCCUCGCGUCGCCGUCGCUCCCCAGCAUGCGCCGGUUCACGGCCACCACCAAGCCCGAGCCGGAGGAUCAGGGGCUGCAGGCCCUGGCGCCUCUCCACCCCGCGGAGCCCGACCUGGUCUACUACCCGCCUGGCGUGGUGGUCUACAGCGGGGGGCGCUAUGACCUGCUGCCCAGCAGCUGCGCCUACUGA
This is a messenger RNA of Nyctereutes procyonoides (raccoon dog), 1893 nucleotides long. RefSeq names its product relaxin family peptide receptor 3 (gene RXFP3). The record is from RefSeq and is a predicted model, not a curated record. Gene Ontology annotation, cellular component: membrane. NCBI's taxonomy places the organism in Eukaryota, Metazoa, Chordata, Mammalia, Carnivora, Canidae. Gene Ontology annotation, molecular function: G protein-coupled receptor activity. The transcript is spliced from 2 exons. Bases 1 to 1893 code for a protein of 630 amino acids. Gene Ontology annotation, biological process: immune response; G protein-coupled receptor signaling pathway.